Anguilla anguilla (European eel) is the source of this 1218-nucleotide messenger RNA. RefSeq names its product forkhead box protein D1-like. The transcript has a single exon. NCBI's taxonomy places the organism in Eukaryota, Metazoa, Chordata, Actinopteri, Anguilliformes, Anguillidae. The coding region runs from base 51 to 854 and encodes 267 amino acids. The record is from RefSeq and is a predicted model, not a curated record. Gene Ontology annotation, molecular function: DNA-binding transcription factor activity, RNA polymerase II-specific; RNA polymerase II cis-regulatory region sequence-specific DNA binding. Gene Ontology annotation, biological process: cell differentiation; anatomical structure morphogenesis; regulation of transcription by RNA polymerase II.
AACGCUCUCUGUUUCCGAGCCGAGCGGCGGAUCGAACGGCCAAUACGGCGAUGGACGCGGACGCGGCGUGGGCUGGACCCGAGAGCACCCGGGCGCAGAACGGGCGGAGGGGGCCGCCGAGCCCCCGUCCAGGGGACGCCGCGCAGGAAGGAGGGGGCGCGGGGGGCGUUUCGGGGAAGCCGCCCCUGUCCUACAUCGCCAUGAUCGCCCAGGUGAUCCUGGCCUCCCCCGCGCAGAAGCUGAACCUGGCCGCCAUCUACGCGGACGUGGAGGCGCGCUUCCCCUACUACAGGGGGCGGGGCCAGGGCUGGAAGAACAGCGUCCGUCACAACCUGUCGCUGAACGGCUGCUUUGUGAAGCUGGGGCGCUGCGAGGACGGGAAGGGCAGCUACUGGGGGAUCCACCCCGCCCACCGGGGCCGUUUCCUGCGGGGGGACUUCAGGCAGCACAGGAAGGCCAGCCGGAGCCGGAGGAAGAGGGGGAUCCCGGAGGGGGAUGGGGGCGGCGACCUCACCUGCUGGGGGGCGCCGCCCUGCCCGGGACCCUGCCCCCAGUGCCCCUUCCAGCUGCAGUGGGCACCCAGGACGCUCCCCCCUCAUCCCGGCCCUGUGUCGUGGAGCCCGGGCGCCCUGGGGGAUGCUGGGAGAUGGGGCUAUGGGUGGUUUCCGUGGAGACCGCCGGGCUGGGGGGCCGGGAAUGCGGCGCUGGGAGGGGUGGAGGGGCUCUGCAGCUCCCUGUGUGUCAGACCCCCCCCUCCUCCCCCAAACUUGUGCUCCUGGCAGUGGGCAGCCCCAGACUUCAGGGACAGGGGUUACCCCUGGACGUGCAUUACGGGCCCCGCCUACCCUAUAUGAGUGCAGCAGUAUGCAGCGUAUGCUGCACGUUACGCAACAACGAAGGUCUGUGCAUAUGAAAGCCACAAUUACACAAGGACAUGUGCUUACUGACUGUAUCUUAAAGUAUGUUUCAAACUUCGGACUAGGAUAUAUGUCAUACAGUAGGUUUGUCAUGCAUGUAUAUGUGUGUGUCUUUUUGUACGUCACUUUGGAUAAAAGCUUCUGCCAAAUAAAUGUAAUGUAAUGUGUGUGUGUGUGUGUGGGUAUGUGGUGUUUUAAUUAAGAAUAAGAAUUUUCACAUUAAAAGGGUCUGGAAAGGUUUUUCCCUAAGAUUUGAACUGUUUUAUAUUCUUAACAACCCAAAAUAAGUCAUUGCAUGAAA